ACACACGCACACUUUGUGUCAGCAGCACCGAGAAAGCCACUCAGCCACAUUCCGGCGGAAAGCACCGGCACACAGCGGCGGCACAGCUCCGCACCGAGUCACCUUACACGGGCGAGGAGGCGAAGCUUAUCCCGCUUGUUUAGUCCCCCCACCCCCCAAACGUCGCUGCGAAGUUGUAAUCCCAUUUUGUUCGCUUUCUUCUUCUGAGAAGAACCCUAAGAGAAGAUUUAUGUACACUUUGUAAGGCCGCUAGCCUCAUCCCAUCCCCUCGCCUGCGCUGGUGCACCAUGGUGAUCAUGUCAGACCACAGCCGGGGGCCCCAGGGAAGGCCCCUGCAGGUGGGCUUCUACGAGAUCAUCCGCACGCUGGGAAAAGGCAACUUUGCCGUGGUGAAACUGGCAAAGCAUAAAGUCACAAAAACCCAGGUGGCCAUUAAGAUUAUUGACAAGACUCGAUUGAACCCGUCCAAUCUGGAGAAAAUCUACAGGGAAGUUCAGAUUAUGAAGCUGCUCAACCACCCUCACAUCAUCAAACUCUAUCAGGUCAUGGAGACCAAAGACAUGUUGUACAUCGUAACAGAAUAUGCGCAGAACGGGGAGAUGUUUGAUCACCUGACCUCAAACGGCCGCAUGAGCGAAGCCGAAGCACGGAAGAAAUUUUGGCAGAUUCUCACGGCGGUGGACUACUGCCACCGGCACCACAUCGUCCAUCGUGACCUCAAAACCGAGAACCUGCUGCUGGACGCCAACAUGAACAUCAAACUGGCCGACUUUGGAUUCGGUAACUUCUACAAUGGUGGGGAGCCCCUGUCGACAUGGUGUGGCAGCCCCCCGUACGCGGCCCCUGAAGUCUUUGAGGGCAAAGAGUACGAAGGACCUCAAUUGGACAUUUGGAGCCUGGGUGUGGUGCUUUACGUGCUCGUAUGUGGCUCCCUUCCCUUCGACGGUCCCAGCCUUCCUGCGCUCAAGCAAAGAGUCACUGAGGGGCGCUUCAGAAUCCCCUUCUUCAUGUCGCAAGACUGUGAAAACCUCAUCCGCAAAAUGUUGGUGGUGGACCCUGCAAAGAGGAUCAGCGUGGCCCAGAUCAAGCAGCACCGCUGGAUGCUGGCGGACCCCGUGGCGGCCCACCAGACCCUGAGCCACUCCCUGACCGAUUACAACUCUUACCUAGGGGACUACAGUGAACCCGUGCUGGGCAUCAUGAACACCCUGGGGAUCGACCGCCAGAGGACAAUUGAGUCUUUGCAGAGCAGCAGCUACAAUCACUUUUCUGCCAUCUACUACCUGCUUCUGGAGAGGGUUAAAGAGCAUCGCAACCAGCAGCUGAGCCGUCAGUGCGGAAGCUGGAACCAAAGGCAGAGGAGCAUCUCGGACACCACCGGAGCAGAGCAAGUCAUCAUGAAGGCGGACAGCUUCAGAACGGCGCCAUUCUCCAUUCCGACCAAAAACUUUCCUCCGGUCUACUCGGAGAUGGAGUGCGAUCAAGGUGGACUGUUUCAGCGGGUGGUCUUCCCGGUGGAGGCCAGCUUCAACAGGCUGCUGUGGAACCGCUCCAUUUCGCCCAACAGCCUGCUGGAGACCAGCAUCAGCGAGGAGGUGCGGCCCCGCGACCUGGAGGAAGAGGAGGCGGCGCAAAGCUUGGGGCCGCCGCUGCCCCCUGCCACCACCUCACGCCGGCACACUCUGGCCGAAGUGUCCGCGCGGUUUCACCAGUGCAACCCUCCAUGUAUUGUUGUCAGCCCCUCCGACGGCGCCUCUUCCGACAGCUGCCUCAAGUCGUCCUCCAGUCCCACCGCCGCUCUGCAGGCUCCUAUGGGUGGCGACGUGUCAACACCUGCGCCCUGCGGUGCUAAAGAGGGGGCGCUCCUGCCUGCUGGCGCCCCCCUGGCGCUCUCCUCUCACCUCCUGCCCCAGAUCCAGGGGAGCCUUCCUGCAGCCAGCUUCCAGGAGGGUCGCAGGGCCUCUGACACCUCCCUGACACAAGGCCUCAAAGCUUUCCGGCAGCAGCUGAGGAAAAACACUCGGACCAAAGGGAUCCUAGGAUUGAACAAGAUCAAGGGUUUGACGAGGCCGGUCGCGUCGCCCCCGGCCUCCAACCGGGGCAGCCGCGGCUCCCUGGGCCCCGCCCUCUCCGAGCACCGCAGCAUGCUGGAGGAGGUCCUGCACCAGCAACGGAUGCUCCAAAUCCAGCACCAGCCGCACCAACCUCCGGUCCAGAAGGCUCCGACAGGACCCACCCAGAAUCCUUUGCUCUUUCUGUCCCAGCAGCAGUCGCCCUCUCCUCCGCCUACUUCAGUAUUUGCCGCCUCUCCUUUAUUCGAGGCGCCGUCCCGCCUUCAGAACACGCCUCAGCACCCCCUGGCGCCUCCUCAGCCGCUGGGCCUGGCUCACGGCCUCUGGCAGCACGGCCUGGAGACCGCCUCCAACUCUUUGUCUCCUGUGGCCUCCGCCGCUUACCUCCUGGAGGCCCGUCUGCACAUCAGCCCGCACGCACAACACCAUCACCACCACCACCUCCACUACCGCACGGGCCUGCAGCAACAGCUGGGCGCCGCGCACUUCGCCAGCGAAGCCGCCGCCUGGGCCGCGGGCUCAGCGUCCGGCGCCGAGCCCGACAUGCAGGAGCUGGUUCUGACGGGUCAGACGCUGCUGAGCAGCUGCGUGAUGGUCAAGUAGAAAGACUGACGCGAAAGAAGAAUGAAGCGAAGUACAAAGUGCGUAGGCUUUAGUUAUCAUAUAAGCUAAAAGAGCAAUAACCAAACUGCACAAGGUGACACGAGAAGCAAUAGUAGACAGUUUCCAUGCUGUACGAAAACAGGAAGACACGCGACCUGAGCGUGGACCAAAACGUUUCACUUCUUCAUAAUACGCGUCCCACUUGGUUGGCCUUUUUUCUCCCCAGAGACACUCUUAGCAUUUAAUAUUCUGGAUGAAACUGUGAUUUUCUUUAAUAGCUUUGUGGGAGCAGUUUUGGUGAAGCCCCCUUUUUCUCAUCACCCAGUGCACAAAUCAAAAGGUCCAUUGCUAUGAAAGAACCUGAUUUCUUUCAUUUUUGACUUCCUCUUCCGAUACUUGUAUCCCUUUGUUAGAAAAAAAGUUAGCAAUAAUACGGCACUGAGGCAAAAUGGAGGAAAAACAACAUAGGAGGUUAUUCUGCUCAACUGGGAUGGAGGCAGGAGUUCAGAACACUCCGAAAGAGAUGAAGACCAUCUCAUUCAGGAAAUGUCAGCCCAUCCCGAGACUGCGGGAACAGUGCAAUAGCGUCACGGGACAUAGGAUGGUAACAAAUGCACAGGUACGAGUCAUGUAACAUAGUUAGUCAAGACUUGACGUUAAGUUUUUUUUUUUUUUGCUACCAAAGAGCCGACUAGAAUCAGCGAUAUACACACUACUGAGUUGUCCACAUGUAGCAUGUUGCUCAGCCAAACUGAAGUAAGCUCGGGCUGCCACCAAAUCCUAAUGCUGCUUGUUGUAAUAUCUUCUGCUGGUACUGUCAAAAUCUAGCAAUAUACUGUAUGCUGUACCCAGCAACAAUGUGUAGAAGUGUGUGAAUCAUUAUUUCAAACAAACAAACAAAGACAAAAAAAAGUUGCGUAACAUCCUUUUCGUAAGUGUUUAAUUUCCACUUCCAUGUUGGAAAAACAUUGCAGUGUUGACGUCGCGGGUUGUUUUGCACUCACUACCAACACGUGUGCCUUUUUAUAUGAACAAACGUGCAAUGUUUCAGCUCCUCUUUGACUUUGCUGUGUAAGCAACAGCAGGAUUGCACAUUUUUCCUAUUGCUGAAAAUGGCUUCAAGUUUUAUUUGUUUUGUGCAAAAAGAAUGGUCCUGAGCGACUCAAAACACGAAGAACUCUUGAUGCAACGUGAUGGUCCUGAGCGACUCAAACACUAAGAACUCUUUUUCUCAACCGGUUUUUUUUUUUUUUUAUAAAAAUUUUGGAUAUAAAGAAGUAUUUUAUGUUUGUUUGUCUUCCUGAUUUGUUACUUGACCGAGCGUGUACUUGUGUGUGUGCGUGCGUGCGUGUGUGUUGAAGGAUGUGAGAAUGAGGAAAGAUUUGUUUAUUUAUGUGGCUAUUUAUUUGAAUAAAGUUCACUUCCUAAAUGG
Molecule: messenger RNA, 4107 nt
Organism: Phyllopteryx taeniolatus (common seadragon)
Lineage: Eukaryota; Metazoa; Chordata; Actinopteri; Syngnathiformes; Syngnathidae
Gene: sik1
Product: salt-inducible kinase 1
Exons: 14
Coding region: 288-2675 (795 amino acids)
Biological process (GO): microtubule cytoskeleton organization; protein phosphorylation; intracellular signal transduction
Cellular component (GO): cytoplasm
Molecular function (GO): tau-protein kinase activity; ATP binding; protein serine/threonine kinase activity
Source: RefSeq, a predicted model, not a curated record